Molecule: messenger RNA, 2535 nt
Organism: Colletotrichum destructivum
Lineage: Eukaryota; Fungi; Ascomycota; Sordariomycetes; Glomerellales; Glomerellaceae
Product: Putative Mg2+ transporter protein, CorA-like/Zinc transport protein ZntB
Exons: 3
Coding region: 104-1993 (629 amino acids)
Biological process (GO): mitochondrial magnesium ion transmembrane transport
Cellular component (GO): mitochondrial inner membrane
Molecular function (GO): magnesium ion transmembrane transporter activity
Source: RefSeq, a predicted model, not a curated record
GAUGUACUGUGUAAAGACAGUGUGCGAUGAUGUCAAAAACAGUCCAAGACAGCUUGAACCGUGCACGUGGACCCAACUUUAAACUGGUUGCGCGGUAAAACAGAUGAAAAAAGUGACAGUGACAGCAGCAGCAGAAAGCGCGCCGAGAGAUAGAGAGAGAGAGAGAGAGACCGCGUUGCGAACCCCCUCUUCACCUGGGUUUGCACAAAGCAAACCGACGACGACCUCCCCAGCUUCCACACACAUUUACACAUAUCCGAACAAGGAGAUUGUGCAGUGUCGGCCCGUCACAAUGCCUCCAGCGAUUCGGACACCGGUGCCUUCGACGAGCCUGCUACGAUUUCUGCGGUCGCAAACGGAGGCCUCGUCCAUUUUUAGCCGGACUCAGUGUGCUGAAGCGGGUGCUGCCAUCCGAUCCAGCUCAGACCGGCCGGUCCAGAAUCCUCAGUGUCCUGCGAGAAGGCUGUCCAGGACGGGGACGAGGUCGAUUUCGACGAGCUGCAGGAGACCCGCGCUCGUCCCGGCUUCGCCUUUUAGCUCCGACCCCAUCACAACCCGGAUAGGUCGCAAGCGAAGGGCCAUCGAACCACACUCCUCGCCCGUUGCAUUCUUCAGCACUACCUGUGCGAGACGAGAUGCCUGUGAUGACGACUCAUCGUCGCCGCGCCGGACGUGGAAGGAGAGACUCUGGGGCAUACGGGGACGGGGCGGCGCCAAGCCGCUGAAGCCGAAUGACCUGCCCUUUCACGACGAGGGCGAAGCCGGCUCCAUGUUCAACAGCCGCCGCAUACUGACGGCGAAGGCUGCGCUAGAACCGAGAUUGCGAUGCACCGAGGUCGACGAGAACGGCGAGGUGAUUCUGGUGGAUGGCGAGUUCAAGAAGACGGAGCUCAUCGCAAAGUACGGCCUGCUGCCACGCGACUUGCGAAAGAUUGACUCCUCCAAUCUGCCUCACAUCUUCGUCCGCCAGUCCGCCAUCCUCCUCAACCUGCUUCACUUAAAGGUCCUGAUCAAGAAGGAUCGCGUGUUGCUCUUUGACGUGUACGGCUCCAAGACAUCGUACCCUCAGUCGGCAUUUAUGUACGAUCUGCAGGGCAAGCUCAAACAGAAGAAUGUUCAAGGCGGCGUCAACGGCCUGCCGUACGAGUUCCGCGCUCUCGAGGCGGUCCUGACCUCCGUCACCUCGGAGCUCGAGGCCGACUUCGAGUCCGUGCGGGACCCCGUCAUCCGCGUUCUCAGCGAGCUCGAGGACGACAUUGACCGGCACAAGCUGCGCGUCCUUCUCAUCCUGUCCAAAAGGGUGAGCACCUUCGAGCAGAAGGCCAAGCUUGUGCGCGAUGCCAUCGAGGAGCUGCUCGAGGCUGACGACGAUCUCACUGCCAUGUAUCUUACCGAGAAGGCGCACGACCUCUACCGCGGCGUCGACGACCAUACCGAGGUUGAGCUGCUGCUCGAGUCGUAUAACAAGCUAUGCGACGAAAUCGUUCAGGAGGCCCAAAACUUGGUGUCUGGCAUCCGCAACACCGAGGAAAUUAUACGCGCCAUCCUCGACGCGAACCGCAACGCUCUCAUGCUCCUAGACCUCAGAUUCAGCGUCGGCACCCUCGGCCUGGCCAUGGGCACAUUCCUUGCGGGCCUUUACGGCAUGAACCUCGAAAACUUCAUCGAGGACAGCCACUGGGGCUUCGCCGGUGUCACAAUUACCUCGACUAUCUGCUCUCUCAUCGUCUGCUGGUACGGCUUGGUCAAGCUGCGCAAGGUCCAGCGCGUCAAAAUGAUGUUUGACGAGCGUGGGCCCCUGACCCGAACCAGCCGACAGUUGUCGUCGGCAGCGACGCAGCCUGGCGCCGUGGCAGGCCCGCACUGGCUCCAGGACGACAGCCCCGUGGGCCUACUCGACGCCCGGAACCGCGAAAAGUUCCGCCGCGUUACGAGCCAGAAGGCCGCCGCGGCCGCCAACGCCAAGAUCACCACUAAGAAGUGGUUUCACUGAAACGUGUAGAAUCGAAAGGAGAUGCACAUGGGGACGAAGCCAAAGCAUGAUAAACCCUCCCCCCUCGUUUGCUUGCGCGUAAGCCGUAAGCGUCGUGGUGCGUCCUCCUCGACAGGGCCUCGACCGAUGGAGAUCCUGGGAUGAUGAGCGAUCUGCGCGAGCGUGGAACCUUGCCCUUUGAGCAGACGUACGCGGCGUUCCGGAAGGAGGCGGAAGAGUGGAGAUGGAGAGCGCGGAUCAAAGAGGAGACGUCGUUGAAGAAAUUGUGCGGCAUGCGCAAACCCUUUGCCCUCAUCUUGGCGACCUCGCAUCUAUCUUUCCUCGUUCCCCUGUACCACACACAUGUCUGUAUAUUGUACCGUAUAUUACAUAGGGAGAUCAUACUCCCUACCUAUAUUCUCAGCUCAUUGCGCGGAGAGUACUUCACAAAGCUUGUUUGCUUGCCUGCGGCAACUACACGAUGUAGCAGUACCUACCUAUACCCCACAGAAUAGAAAGAUAGACAAGGCAGCCGCUUCGUAGAAUACAAUUCUUUGGCACGG